Amphiprion ocellaris (clown anemonefish) is the source of this 3615-nucleotide messenger RNA. It is a transcript of the gene dclk3, whose product is annotated as doublecortin-like kinase 3. Gene Ontology annotation, molecular function: protein kinase activity; ATP binding. The coding region runs from base 514 to 3108 and encodes 864 amino acids. Gene Ontology annotation, biological process: protein phosphorylation; intracellular signal transduction. NCBI's taxonomy places the organism in Eukaryota, Metazoa, Chordata, Actinopteri, Pomacentridae. The transcript is spliced from 6 exons. The record is from RefSeq and is a predicted model, not a curated record.
CCUCUCAGACCAGCGGUGUCUUGUUAAAAGGGGGGCCCUGCAUGGUCACAUUAGAGGUACAGGGUCUUGUGUUUCUGUCUGUUGUUCUGGAACAAAACAAAAAAAAAAAGAAACAAACCCCCAGCUGAGCGGACGGAUAACAUCUCUCUGUCUCCCCCGGUGCCAGAAAGUGAAACGUCAAAGAUGCUGUGUGUCUCUAAUGCUUCAUUAAUCAUGCAGAUUCAGCUGAGCCCAAACCAGGUCAGGCAGGCUUUUGUUGGGGUGGGUGUGUGUGUACAUACGUGUGGCUUUUCAUGAGUUAAGGAAGCCUAAAUAAUUCAGCCGGUGGGGCAAGGUGCUUGAGGAAUCUCAAAUGGCCCUUGCACUCCGUGUGAUGGAAAACACUCAAAUCUGAUCAGCCGGAUUUGCUUUCACACUCACGCGCCCACAGUCGCACAGGAUGAGGAGCCGGUGUUGUGUUACUUAUGAGUUUUCCUUUGUGUACAGGUCUAGAAGAAGCCCACCACCGGGACAAUGACCUCGGGGUUAUUAAGCACACUUUCAGUGGUCCAACUCUUGCUUUCUGUCUUUGUUCCUCCUCGUCUCUCUGCUCCAGUUCCUCCAGUUCCCUUAUUGAGGCGUCCUGGUGGGGCAACCCAGCCGUGGCCCGUCCACACCCACCCUGCAGGACACGUCCACAGGUCCCACUUCCCUCCUCCUCCUCCCCCUCCUCACCUUCCUCUCUUCCACACCCGCCAUGCAGAGGAGAGCGCCGAGCGGCCCCAUCUGGUCACCAUCGUCCGUCCAUGUGGUCAAAGUACACUACGGAAGGUGACAGUGCUGUUGAACCGCAGGGGCGUGGUGUCCUUCGAGCAGCUGCUAUUGGAUAUCUCGGAGGCGUUGGGGUUUCCUCGAUGGCACAGAGCCAGAGUUACACGCCUCUACACGACACAUGCACGAGAGGUUAAAGGUGUGUGUGAUUUCUUCCGAGGCGAGGUGGCCUUCCUGGCUCUCGGUAAGUCUCGUCCUGAGCUGAGCUGUGUGCAGGACGCUCUGGAGGAGCUGUUUCCUGAACAUUCACACUACCGAGCUGAUGCACUGCGGGCCUGGGAGAAGAGGCUCUGGCUGGCCCCAGAUAAAGCUGCCAAGGCCGACAGUGGAUACAGCGAAGGAACAGACAGCAGCAGGACCAACCAGGAGACACACCAAGAGACAAACGCACACGUCAAGAACCACACUAACACUCACACAUCUCCGCAUACGGACACACACGACACAGACAACUAUCAUUUAGACUCUCAGAAACCUCAUAAAAAGAAUUUGUGCAGAAAACCUGCUCUUCUUCCCAACCACCUGCAGAGACUGCGAGUUAGAGGCAGAGUCAGAGAGAGACAGGCUUCUGUUAUCGGCCCAUUUAAACACGACGAGGGUGUCAGAGAAGCAGACAUCUUGUCUCCUACUCUGUGUGACAAGUGCUUAGCCAGAAGAGCUAAACAUCAGGGUCCGGAAGUGAUCAGUUUGCUGUCUGGGAGGGUCCCGCUGCCUCCUGUGUCGAGCAAGCAGAAAGGAAAUUCUCAAACAGAGCAGGAAGGGGGAAAUCUGGAUCAUUUCAACCCUUCAGCUGCUCGGCCAAUCAGCAGAGACGAGGAGAAGAGUCUUAUACAAGGUUUAAACGCAGCUCCAGAUGUGCAGAAAGACACACAGAACAAGGCGACCUUUGACCUUCCCUCAGACGGCAGCAGUGUCACCCUGCAGGACAUCGAGCGUUGCUAUGAGAUUGGACGUGUGAUGGGAGACGGCAACUUUGCUGUGGUGCGAGAGUGCCGCCGUCGUGACAACGGCCAAACCCUCGCCCUGAAGGUUGUCGAGCGCUCCAAGCUGAUCGGCCGGGAGCACAUGAUGCAGAACGAGCUGAGCCUUCUGGGUAGCCUGUGUCACCCUCGUGUGGUGCGGCUGUUUGCCCACCACCACACCCACACCCACUCCUACCUGGUGAUGGAGCUGGUGAGCGGAGGGGAUCUGUUCGAGGCCAUCAGCGACAGGGGCAAGUUCUCAGAGGCGGAGGCAGGACUGAUGGUGUCGGACGUGAGCGAGGCGCUGAAUUACAUCCACUGCAAGAGCAUCGUCCACAGAGACCUGAAACCAGAGAAUCUGCUGAUAGAGCAAGCAGCUGCAGGCAUCUGUAGGCUGAAACUGGGAGACUUUGGUCUGGCCAUGGUAGUGACUGAACCAGUCUUCACCGUAUGUGGCACACCCACGUAUGUAGCCCCCGAGAUCCUCUGCGAGACAGGUUAUGGUGUAGCGGUGGAUAUAUGGGCCCUGGGUGUGAUUCUCUAUAUCCUGCUGUGUGGCUUCCCCCCAUUUCGCAGUCAGGAUCGGGACCAGGAGGAGCUGUUCAAGCUAAUAAAACAAGCACAACUUCAUUUCCUGUCCCCGUACUGGGACCCCAUCUCAGAGGAAGCUAGAUGCCUCGUUAGAGCUCUGCUUCAGACGGACCCCACAGUGAGGCUGACGGCAGAGCAGACCCUCCUGCAUCCCUGGGUGAAAGCUAUGGCUUCGAUGUGCAGGCAGAGGGCACUCACAGACAAAACUCAGACGAACACAGCAGAACCGAACACAGUCCAGACACCAAAUGCAGCAGAAUCACUGAGAAACCAGCGAGGAAUCACGCCGAAAGAGCUCAGCAGAAAAGACAACAUGAAUACAGGAAGAGGACAAGAUGAGAGCAAGACGAAUGCAGUCCACAUCAUGUCUCCACAGGUCAAAGAGGCCACACCGGGUCAGCAGAAACCAGAGUCCACCUCACAAGAAAUACAGGAUCCAUAUCCAAACACAAACUCUGCUGAACUCGAUCAUCUUAACCCCCCGGCAGCCCAAACCGAGCCUCCGUCGAUACAUUCAAAACAAAACAGCCAGCAUCCAUCACCUCCAGAUUCCCCACCUCCAUCCAACACAUCUCAACAAACCACAGCGGGUCCCUCAACACAACACAACCCGUCCUCCGACCCAGCAGCAGCUUCUCCAACUCUUCAUCAGCACGACUUGACCUCCCCACCCAGCCACCCAUGUGAAAACCAUAAGGAGCAGGGCGGUCACACCACCGUCACCCAUCCACCCACACAGUCCUGAUAGCACUGUUCAUCUACCAUUUGACCGUGUGAUUAGAAGAGGGUCAUCAGUCUGCUUGUUCCGGACAUUACCGCUGGAUCCUCGGCUGACCUGCAGAUGACAUAAUUCACUCUCCUGGGAUGAAUGGGGUCUGAUUGAUGGAGCUGGAUACAUCUCAUAACUGUGUGUAAUCCAUUUGUUCUGCAAUCAUAAAUUAAUCAUGAGAUAUUAUGUAAUGACCGAGGUAUGAAUGUAUCUAGAACUGUGUAAGAGGAGGAUGGGAAGAAAUAAGGAACUGUGAGUUUGUCAUUUUAAAAAAAAAAUGUUGUGAUGUAUACAUGUAGAGACAAUUUUAUUCUGCAAACCAUGCUGAGUUUAUCGUCUAUCUGUUGACGCUGACCCAUCCUCCUUUUAUAUUCCUAGAAGUCUAUCUUAGGAUCAUCCCUCUUGCGUUAUUUGUUUACUACAUGAUUACAAAAUAGCUACACAGACAGCUGUUGUUUAGUCUUAGUAAAUUCUUGAAUGCCA